AUGAAAGGCCUGUCAGAUGAGAUUACUUAUACUAGUUUGAUAAAUGCUUAUUGUGCUGAAGGUGAAGUGUAUAAGGCUAUUACAUUGAAGGAUGAAAUGACACACAAUGGUUCUUUGCGAGAUGAUGUUCCCUAUAGUGUGUUUAUUAAUGGACUUGAUAAGAAAGCUAGGACAAGGGAAGCUAAAGAGAUCCUUCUGCGGAUGUUUUAUGAUUUGGGAAUGCAUCUGCCAACUUUCACAUAUGAUACUCUGAUAGAAAACUGCAGUAAUAAUGAAUUUAAGAGUGUGGUAGAGCUUGUCAAAGGUCUUUGGAUGAGGGGUUUAGAGAAUGAAGCAGCCAGUGUUUUGAACACAGUGCUUCAAUGGAAUCAUAAGCCGGAUGGAGCAGUUUAUAAUUUAUUAAUUGUUGAACAUUGUAGGUGUGGUAAUGUUGACAAGGCGUAUACUAUGUACAUGGAGAUGGUACAUUAUGGUUUUGCUUCUCAUAUGUUCUCUGUACUUGCUCUUAUUAAUGCUCUAUUAUAUGUUAGAAGGUACAAUGAGAUAAGAAAGGUGAUUCAAAACGUAUUGAGGAGCUGUGAUCUCAAUGAUUCUGAACUACAUAAAGCACUUGAUGAAAUUGACAUCAGUCAAGGUUUUAAAGAUGCUCUUUUGGAUGUGCUAGCUGAAAUAGCCAUGGAUGGACUGCUACUUAAUGGUGGAAAGUGUUCAUAUGCUCCAGCAAGUGCCUAA
This is a messenger RNA of Lotus japonicus, 732 nucleotides long. RefSeq names its product pentatricopeptide repeat-containing protein At5g39710-like. The transcript has a single exon. NCBI's taxonomy places the organism in Eukaryota, Viridiplantae, Streptophyta, Magnoliopsida, Fabales, Fabaceae. The record is from RefSeq and is a predicted model, not a curated record. Gene Ontology annotation, molecular function: protein binding. Bases 1 to 732 code for a protein of 243 amino acids.